Molecule: messenger RNA, 3891 nt
Organism: Rhinocladiella mackenziei CBS 650.93
Lineage: Eukaryota; Fungi; Ascomycota; Eurotiomycetes; Chaetothyriales; Herpotrichiellaceae
Exons: 1
Coding region: 1-3891 (1296 amino acids)
Molecular function (GO): NAD+ poly-ADP-ribosyltransferase activity
Source: RefSeq, a predicted model, not a curated record
AUGGGACGCCAUCAGAACCGAUGGCAUCGAGAUAUUGACAAUAUCAGAGCGAGACUAAAUGCCUUUGAUCUGAACUAUGGCGACUCCACGUUCCUCGCCCAGCUAAGAAAAGUAACGGAUAAUUACUUGAAGAAAAAGAAGUCUCUGACCUGUGCUCAGCGAAGCACUCGACUGACAGCACUAAUUAAAGCUCAUCAUGAUAAAUCCGUCGCGAUUUCUGCAUGUGGCCAUAUGCUUAACAGACCGGCAGUGAGAGAUAUCCUUAUGAAUGAGUUUGCUAUCCGCCCAAACGAUGACGCCAGUGUUGUGGGCUAUCUCAGGGCUAUCAUCGCUGUCCACCGUGCCAACCCUUCCAUUGUGUGCGACGUCGAAGAGAGACGCGCCCGGCUAUUCAUCUUACUCCUCCUUGAAGAUCACGACAAUCUUCUACGGCACCUUCGAGACUUCUUUUCGUUUGAAGAUCCUGAUAUCUUGUAUGAUCUAUUCCCCACCGGGUACAUCGACGCUACAAUUCACAGACUGUGCUCCAAAUUCGCGGAUCGGCUUCGGGUGUUUGAAACAAGUUGUCAGUGGGCUCUUGCCUUCCGAGCCGUGGAAUGGUUGUCCAGUCUUAUUGGCAUUUCACCAAGACUGGAGGCCAUCUUGAACAGUUCACUUCCACAUUGGAGGUCGUGGGCUCGAUGGCACCCAACAGAGCGAGGAUUGGUCACUUCUCAGUGCCUGGCAGACAAGAGCCAGCUUCUCGAUGUUCUCGCUCUGGAUGGACCAGACUUGAUUUAUCAGACGCAUACAUCGCUUCUGGAUGGGCUGCUCUCACGAGCUGCCAGCCAAAGAGAAAAGUCGAUAUGCCAUGGCCAAUUCUUCGUCUGGUUUGACAACGACAGAGGAAUAAGUGCGCGGCAAUUUGUAAAUCGCGUAUUGUCUUUCCUCCCUGGGCCGCGUCUCCCAUCAAGGCAUGCGAUUGACCUCUUUGACCAUCUUUGCUUGCGCAACGCUGUCGAUAUCAGAACUCUGGAGACCCUGGAAAAGGUCGCCGUCAUACAGGAUCCUGAUCUGUUGGCUUCUGUUUCUGACAUCCUCACUUCACCGGACCACUCAGUGCAAAUGUCCGCGAUGAUCAACAUCCUGAAUGCUUUGCCCUCCCAAGGAAGCCCAGGCCUGCUGGAAUGCCUGUCCCCAAACUUGAAAGAUGUAGCUCAGAAUGGAAUCACGGCCAUGCAGGACAAUUUCUGCGAGCUGAUCCAGAACCAGAGCAAUCCCCAAGGGAUUGUGUGCCAGCUAAAUUCUCUGGCCCAAAUCUUGAAGACGUGUCCACAGAUCAGAGACCUUCUCGACUCUCAAUUCCGGUCUUUCCUAGAUGUUUGGCCACCAGUGCAAGAGAUCGGGGCACUACUAAGACUUCGGGCCGACAUGGUGAGCGUCACGUACCUCGGAGAUCCUUUGACCGCCAUGGUCGAUUCGUACUGCAUGGCUCGUAUAGCUGGACGCGGCACUAUCUAUCAUGCAUCACAGACUGCCAUGGAAGUAUUACUUCGGCACUGGCAACAGCCUCCUCAUGCUCCACACCGCCACCUUGUGUUGUCACUUAUAUCUUGUUCAACCUUCUCUUCUCAUCAGAGACUUGAGUGCGUUUCUCAGAUUGAUCAUGUUGACACGGACUACCUCGAGGAUAUUGAUACGAUCGUGCGGACGGGCUCUGAAAUGUCCUGCGCAUGUCUUGCCCGACUGAUUCUUUCUAGAGGAUUUUCGAGGAAUAAUGAUCGGACAUGUUGGCGGGCUUUGCUCCAUUGGAUGAUGAAAAAGAGAAACUCUACUCUCCUUGAAUACAGCGUUAGUCAUAUGGAAGUCGUAGCGUGGUUUGACUUCCUCCAGAAUCUGCGGGCUAUCUUUGGCAGUCAGUCGGAUCUUCCCACUCAAGAACUUUUCAUCCUGCAACCGGGGUUGCACUGCUGGUCACGGUGUCUGGAAUCUAACUACCUCGGAAUCCUUUUGCUCUUGGAAACCAAGGCGGAAUUCAAAUCUCUGGUGGAAUGGAUCCUAAAAGGCUGGCAACAAAGAGAGACCGUCAUGAAAUUAUUGAACUUCUUUCAAGGUGACGAUGACUUCGAUCGGAAUCCUAUCCUCCAAGCGUUUACCAACCUCAAAGCCGACGUUCGCCAUGCUGACGAGAAAGUCUGGAAGGUAAUGGCGAGCGUAACUUCCACUAGUAUACGUGGUACAGAGGCUUGCUUGCACAUACUGAAUCUCCAUCAACAGUCCUUGCGGUCCAUGGCGGAAGUUUCCUUUUUUGGCUGGCAUCAAGCGGGACUCACUCCUGCGGACAGGGGUGCACUUCGCGAGCUAGCUGCGCUACUCGAUUUGAGGCCCUGUCCGACUCGAAUCACGGAGCCCGAAACAUUGCAGGAAGCAUCCUGGCUCAUCGAACGAAGAUAUGCUGAAACCAUCAAGCAAGCAAUGGGUCUCGGACCUCUGCGUACUGCUCUUGAAAGGCACGAUGCGAGUUGGGCGAAAGGCUUUCUCGGAAGCCUGGGAAUUGAAGAAGGACCGCCCUCUCUCGCUGGCACAGGCAUUCCGUCAGCAUUGGUAGACGUCGUGGAUACAACGGAGGAUGGCUUGCUUGAAAUGUGCUUUCCUCUUGACCACUUAAGGCCACUCCAACGCAAGGCGAUGUGUCUCAAUAAUGAGGAAUCACUUUUGGUGAUUAGGAUGGGUAUGGGUGACGAACAACAAUCUCCUCGCUUUUGCAUUCACCUCCAUCCCGAGGCAAGUGCCCUGACGUCUUCACAUCGAUAUUGCGACGUACGCCGUGGAGCCGUGAUACCAGACUUAGAGCCAUGUCAUGUUAGCCCGAACAGAGCCAUUUACCAGCUCAGCCGAAUCGUCUUUCGGUAUCUACAAUCUCCAGCCCCGUCGGUGAUGGAGGCGUAUGAAAUCAUCUCAUCGGCGAUUGACGACCUGGGGCACACCUGUUUGGUUUGCUCAAACAAGCUUUCACAUCCGUUAAUUCGAUCAACAACGUGCCAGAACUCCUGCUACGCGCAAUUGCGGCGUUCGCAUCUCGAACACCGCGUUGGUGACCUCAGAGACAACCCUGCCGUCGUCGAUCUUAUUCUUUCAUCAAUCCAUGCCUCUGCUGCCGCUGGCAACGACUCUGUUCUCUUGGAUGGGUGUCCCAUUCAAAAUUCAGCAGAUAUUCUAGCGCGACUCAACAGGAUUCCAAGACUAGCACCUCUGGCAAGUUCUGGAAGCCUAGCGCUGUCAGUGAGGAAUCUCGGUAGAGAGUGCGAAGCACUCCUGUCGUGGGCUUGCAUUAGUUACCGUGGCUUCAUUGUCCCGGCAACCGACUUGUUGAAAAUCCCCAAUAUGCCUGGGGUCAAGCAAUUUGUGCUGGCCAAUACAUUCCCGGAACUGGAAGCAAAAUUCGCUGUGAAACUGGGUACAUCCAAUCGAGGAGCAUCGGCAACGAAUACUAGGGUUGUCUUCCAUGGAACUACGCUCGACCGAUUGUACCCAAUCCUGCGAAAUGGGUUGAAGAUCUACAGCACUCCACCCCUUCGACAGAACGGACACGCGUACGGAAGCGGUCUAUAUGUAGCCGCGGAGCCGGUCACAUCAUUGAGUUAUGCGCGUAGUGGCACCCUUGCAAACGCCUCAGGCUGGACGAAGGGAACUCUGAGAAAUCAUUCCCGUCUGGUUUUAGGCUGUGAACUGAUUGAUGUUCCUACCACUGCAAACCCUUCUUCUGGAGUUUAUGUGGUCCGAGAUAUGGAUGCCAUUAUAGUGCGGUAUAUCUUUUUAUUUCCCGAUAAUGAUAAUAAUCAGCCGGUGGCGAGGCACAUUGUUCCGGCCAUGCAGAGCUCGUUCGCUUCUUUGAGAGCGAGAUCUGUGUGA